This is a messenger RNA of Stylophora pistillata, 2430 nucleotides long. RefSeq lists its product as uncharacterized. Lineage: Eukaryota; Metazoa; Cnidaria; Anthozoa; Scleractinia; Pocilloporidae. The record is from RefSeq and is a predicted model, not a curated record.
ACAGUGCCAGAUGUUGAAAGUGAGCCUGCACAAGUAUCCUUGGAAGGUGAAGACUCAUCACCAUGUCAGGCUGUGGAGCCCCACGAAGGGUAUCGCCAGUCAGCAAACGCAGGUUGUCAAGCUGGUGGUCGUGCAUUGGUUGAAGUACUUCCCAUAGUUGUCUUUGGAGAAACACGAAAACAACAAGUGAUCGCAUUGCGUGACUUGGGCUGUAACACAACACUAAUAGAUGAAAGUUUAGCUCUCUCACUUGGACUUCACGGCAAAGAGGUAGAUCUUGAAAUUCAAGGAGUAAAUGUGCGGAAGGUGUUUACUUCCCAGCACAUCAAGAAAUGCCAUGUGGCACAAGUCGGAAGAGAAGAAGUUCAGUAUUCCUUGCGAGAUGUGAAAACAAUCCCUGGCCUGAAUGGUCCGGAUCAGAAGUUGAAGUGGUCAACAAUCAAGCAAGAGUAUCAGCACCUGAAGGACUUGGACUUAUGUGACACCGACACAGGUCCAGUGCAGCUCAUAAUUGGAACUAACAACUCUGAUUUGAUUCUACCAAAACAAAUUGUUAAACCCUCUGGUCAACCAGAAAUUGACAGAUUGCCUUAUGCAGUUGAAACCCUACUUGGAUGGGCGGUGACUAACUGGUUACCUGGCGAGCGAGGAGUAGUUUCUCCAUACAAUGGGUUCAAGGUAUACGAAAGAAGUUCAGUUGAAGAUGAGGAGCUGAAGCAGCUGGUCGUGGCUCAGUCAGAGAUAGAAACGUUAGGUGUGGUGAAGCUAGCAGAUCCAACUUGUUCAAUUGAGGAUAAGCGAGCAUUGUCACUAAUGGAAAAGACAACCUUUAAGAAUGCAAAUGAAGAUGCAUACGAGUCAGGCCUACUUUGGAGGGAAGAGGAACCGUCUCUACCCAACAAUUACGAAAUGGCAAAGAAGAGGCUGCAAUCCCUAGAGAAGAAGUUUGAAAGCUGUCCUGAGGUCAGAGAGAGAUAUGCAAAAUCAAUCCAGGAUGACAUUGAGAAAGGCUAUGGGAAGAAACUGAGUGAAGAGGAAGUACAGUGCGAUAGUAAAGUGACUUGGUACUUACCACACAGAUUUGUCAUUAACCCCAAGAAACCUGAUCGUCUCAGGAGAGUUUACGAUGCAUCUGCAAAAUUUAUGGGACAAAGUUUGAACGAUAAGAUCUAUACAGGGCCAGAUCUUCUGUCCUCUCUGUUUGGAGUCUUCCUCAGGUUUUGCGAAGGAAGAAUUGCAUUGGCUGCUGAUGUGAAAGAAAUGUACCAUAUGCUUCGCCUCCCUGACCAUGACAAGCCGGCGAUGAGAUUCUUAUGGAGGGACUCUCUGAGAGAAGAACCGAGUGUGUAUCAGUUCGAGAGAACAGUGUUUGGAGAAGUGUCUGCACCAUCUAGAGCGAACUAUACUAUGAGGCGAAAUACUGAUGAGAAUGGCAGAGAUUUACCUCUGGGUGUGAAAGCAGUCUACAAGCACUUUUAUAUGGAUGAUGGCCUACCAUCAAACGUUUUGGCGACCAUCCUGGAGCAAGAUAGAUCUCCGAGAUUCCUCGAGCUGAGUGAAGACAAGUUGCCAACAGAGAGAACUUUGGGCGUCAUUUGGGAUGCCCAGGAGGAUAUGCUCCGGUUUACCGGACUUAAGGGUGAUCCAGGUACAACAAAGAGGAAGAUCUUGAGCCAAGCAUUCUCUGUUUGGGAUCCACGAGGACUCCUCCUCCCAUUCACUAUCAGAAGUAAGAUCAUCUUGCAGAAUCUGAAUCGUGUGAAGUACGGGUGGGAUGAUGAAUUGAAAGAAGUUGAUCUUCAAGAGUGGUGUGAAUGGCACAGGGAAGUUGAGAAGUUUGACAAAGUGAGAACUCCAAGAACUUUACUUCAAGAACAGAAACCUAUCCGAGAAACCGCAGUUCACGUAUUUUGUGACGCCAGUCAGGAUGCCUAUGGCGCAUGUGCGUACCUAAGACGUGCGUAUACAGAUGAUACAGUAGAGUGUGGUCUUAUUGCGGGAAAAGGCCAUGUUGCCCCUUUAAAGUUACAGUCUAUCUGCCGACUGGAGCUCAUGGGAGCUCUAGUAGCCGUGCGAUUAGCUCAAACACUGGUGAAAGAAAUGACCAUUAAGAUAGAGAAGAUAAUCUUCUGGAGUGACUUCACCACAGUCUUACAUUGGAUCCACCAGAUAAGUUCCACAUAUAAAGCAUUCAUCGGCAACCGGGUGUCUGAGAUUCACACAGUUAUGAGCAAUCUGGAGGUCACACUGGGGGCAGGCACAGUGAGUUGGAGAUAUGUACCUACAGAGGUAAAUCCUGCAGGUCACAUCUCCCGUGGACUAAGUCCUACAGAACUUUGCAGGGUUUUCGUUACAGUAGUGGACCCAAGUUCCUGCAUGAAUCAGCAGAACUGUGGCCAGACAAUAAAGUUGAAGCACCCUCCGAGAUAA